Zingiber officinale is the source of this 2485-nucleotide messenger RNA. Its product is annotated as ABC transporter B family member 25-like. Lineage: Eukaryota; Viridiplantae; Streptophyta; Magnoliopsida; Zingiberales; Zingiberaceae. The coding region runs from base 314 to 2242 and encodes 642 amino acids. The transcript has 18 exons. The record is from RefSeq and is a predicted model, not a curated record. Gene Ontology annotation, molecular function: ATP binding; ABC-type oligopeptide transporter activity; ATP hydrolysis activity. Gene Ontology annotation, biological process: transmembrane transport. Gene Ontology annotation, cellular component: membrane.
AACUUUGGGUGGUUACACUUUGUUAAAUAAACCUGCGUCGUCGCCUUCCUCUCCAAGUUUUUUAAGUCUUUAUAUGUAGACAUUGCUUUGCUCCGCAAGGUUUUCUCGCUCUCGAUCCAUUUUUCUUUCCCCCCCUUCUUCUCUUCUGCUGCCCCUUCCAGUUCGGGGAUUCUUCGCGGAGUCCGAGACAGGCUCCGUGGCUGCCUGUUGAUCGGCAAUCAGGGUGGUGAGUGAGAUUGCUUUGGUUUGGGGCGAUUUUGUUCAGAAACUGAACUGCAUCUGCAUCAGGGUUUUCUUAAGGGUGGAGGGCGCGAUGGGGAAGAAUCCUAGGACAAUCACGGUACCGAGCCACAAGCGGCCGCUGCUUGAUCGCGAGGAUUCCUCUAGUCGUGCUUUGUCAGAUCUUGAACAUGGUGAUGCAAUUCAGCCAGCAAAUGUCACCUUCUGUAGAAUUUUAAAGUUGGCAAAGCCUGAUGCAGGGAAACUUGUUCUUGCAACAUUAGCAUUAUUAAUAGCUUCCACCACAAGUAUUCUAAUUCCAAAGUUUGGUGGGAAGAUAAUUGACAUUGUUUCAAGAGAGGUUCAAGAGCCUGGUCAGAAAUCUGAAGCUUUAGAUGCUGUUAAAAAUACCGUAGUAGAUAUUAUGCUGAUAGUUAUCAUAGGUUCAAUAUGUGCGGCCUUGCGAGCAUGGUUGUUUUACUCUGCCAGUGAGAGAGUGGUUGCUCGUCUAAGAAAAGAUUUGUUUGCUCAUCUUGUAAACCAAGAAAUUGCAUUUUAUGACGUAACUCGCACGGGAGAGUUGCUAAGCAGAUUAUCCGAAGAUACACAAAUUAUAAAAAAUGCGGCAACAACAAAUUUGUCAGAGGCUUUGCGUAACAUUACCACCACACUUGUUGGUCUUGGUUUUAUGUUUUCCACAUCAUGGAAAUUGACAUUGUUGGCACUUGUUGUAGUUCCAGCUAUCUAUAUUGCUGUGCGGAAGUUUGGGCGCUAUCUACGUGAACUUUCCCACCAGACUCAAGCUGCAGCAGCUGUUGCAGCCUCAAUUGCAGAGGAAUCUUUUGGAGCCAUACGCACUGUGAGGUCCUUUGCUCAAGAAGCCUAUGAGAUAUCACGCUAUUCAGAAAAAGUAGAUGAAACAUUGAAGCUUGGACUCAAGCAAGCUAAAGUUGUUGGUCUCUUUUCUGGAGGGCUGAAUGCAGCAUCAACGCUAUCUGUUGUGGUUGUAGUGAUAUAUGGAGCUAAUCUAACCAUAAAUGGAUCAAUGACAACAGGAGAUCUCACAUCUUUCAUCCUUUAUAGUCUUACAGUUGGUUCGUCGGUGUCAGCCUUGUCAGGAUUAUAUACAACAGCAAUGAAAGCUACUGGUGCAAGCAAAAGGGUUUUUCAGCUUUUGGACCGUGUCUCCUCCAUGCCAAAAUCAGGGGAUGUAUGCCCUGUCAGUGAGCAAGAUGGAGAUGUUGAGAUAGAUGAUGUCUGGUUUGCUUAUCCUUCUCGCCCUACUCACAUGGUGCUUAAGGGUAUUACAUUAAAGUUGAAGCCUGGAUCAAAGGUUGCACUUGUUGGGCCAAGCGGUGGUGGAAAAACUACAAUAGCGAAUUUAAUUGAAAGGUUUUAUGAUCCUCUUAGGGGAAAAAUCCUACUUAAUGGUGUUCAACUACCUGAUAUAUCACAUCGUUAUCUUCACGGACAGGUUAGCAUAGUUAGUCAAGAGCCUGUUCUCUUCAAUUGCUCUAUUGAAGAAAAUAUCGCUUACGGAUUUGAUGGAAAAGCCACUGUCAGUGAAAUUGAAAAUGCUGCUAAAAUGGCAAAUGCUCACGAGUUUAUAUCCAACUUUCCUGACAAAUAUAAGACACUGGUUGGUGAACGAGGCAUACGACUAUCUGGCGGCCAGAAACAGAGAGUAGCCAUUGCGAGAGCCUUACUGAUGAAUCCACGAGUUCUUCUGUUGGAUGAGGCCACAAGUGCUUUGGAUGCUGAGAGUGAAUAUUUAGUGCAGGAUGCAAUGGAUUCCCUGAUGGAAGGAAGGACUGUUCUUGUGAUAGCUCACAGACUUUCAACAGUCAAGAGCGCAGACACAGUUGCCGUAAUCUCCGAUGGACAGAUUGCUGAGAGAGGUACCCAUGACGAUCUUCUCAGCAAGGAUGGUAUUUACACUGCACUCGUGAAGAGGCAAUUGCAAGGAUCCAAAUCCGACACAGCGGAAGAGACAGGUGCAAAACUUAAUGGAGUUGAGGUAUGAUUCAUCUCACUUGGAUCCCGGCAAUGUGAAAAAGUGUGCACUGCUGUGGAUGCAUUGUUGUCAAUUUUUAUGAAUAAGUCGUGUCAAUGUGUGCUUUUGAAGAUGACUACGAUGCCAAGUUAUCACUUGGCAUUUCUAGAGCUUGGACCUCGCAGUUUUAAUGCUUUUGCAUUGUAACUGGACUGCAACUUUAACAAUGCGUGUGUUCUCACCAUCCGCAACAACUUAAUCCUUUCAAUCUCA